CUUUUUUUGCUGGUCGGUCUUUCGCCAUCGCUUGUUUUGUCCAUAUAUUUGCCGCCCGCCAUGUCGAGAUAGAAUCGGCGUCCAAUCUUUUGUCUGUUAAUUGUUUCUGAGUCGCUCUUUUUUUUUUUGCGCCCACCUUCGCGAUGGCGCUCCACACUCGCUUAUCCAUGCUCGCGAUCGGCGCACUCGCGGCCACAACCGCCGCCGCCCAGCAUGUGCUGCUCCCUUUCUCCCAGCACACCAACAACGACAUUAAUCUCUCGGCGCGCGGCUCGAAACAGACGACGCUCAAGUCGGCCGAAUAUGCCUACGUCAUCGACGCCACGGUCGGCAUGCCGCCGCAAAAGGUGUCACUGAUGAUCUCGACCUCCAGCGGCGACACGUGGGUUCCCGACGCAAACACCCGCGCAUGCUCCCCCGAGUGGUACUACCGGGAACAGUAUGGUUACGACGACGAGGAUAUGGAAUAUGCAUCCAUCCCCGAGGCCAAGUGCACGUGGGGCAGCUUUAACAAGACUCUGUCCUCGACCUAUCUGCCCCCGAACUCGCGCUACGAUGGUUUUAGAGCCAGCUACAUCGACACCAACCGCGCUUCCGGCGACAACAUGACGGACAAGCUGGCGUUUGGCGGCCUCGAGUUUGACGACUACCCAAUGGGCCUAGUCUCGUCCACCUAUCGCUGGAUCGGCAUGCUCGGCCUCGGCCCCAACAACUCGGCAAGCUCCUACUAUAGCUCCUCCUUGGCUGGCAGCUACGACAACAUCGUGGACCGCAUGGUCUCGUCUGGUAAGAUUGCGAGCCCCGCCUACAGCAUCUGGUUGGACGAUGCCCAGGGGACCUCGGGCGGCCUGCUGUUUGGCGCCGUCGACCGGUCCAGGUACACGGGUGAUCUCGUGCGCGUCUCGUCCUCCAGCUCCUACUCGUACUAUUCGUACGGGUCUGUCACCACGGUCAACAGCAUCAACGGCACCACUGCCUCGGGGGAUCCCAUGCCAGCUAUCAGAUCCAACGACUUCCCUGUCGAUGUCACCGUCGGCCCGGGCGAGGUUUUCUCGUACCUACCCUCGCGGCUGGCCAAUCAGAUUGCCGAAAUGGCUGGUGCAACCUACGACGAAACGGCCGAGGUUUUCAUGAUUUCGUGCGAGGCCGGCAAGACCAACAAUACAAAGUUCGUUUUUGAGCUCGGUGGCACCGGCGGACCUAAGCUGAACGUCGAAACGGCCGAUCUCGUACUGCCGAUUAGUGCCUACGACGGCUACGGAGGUUCCAGUUAUGUGGAGGAGUCAGACUUGUGCAUGUUUGGCAUCCAAAAGUGGGCCUCGAGCAGCUCCUCGAGCAGCUCCUCGUCUUACAACUUCAACCUCGGCAGCUCCCUUCUCCGGCGCAGCUACAUUGUUGUCGACCUAGCCAACGAGGAGAUUGCCGUUGCCCCUGUCAAAUUUCCCUCUGGCUCCAAGGCCCCGGCGUCUGAUCUUGCGGCGUUUGCGAGCUAUGGCGAUUACACCCCAGGCGCGUCCAAGUUGUGCACCAGCAGCUACUGUCGCGACUCAGACAGCGGCUCCGGAUCGGGCUCGGGCUCGGGCUCUGGUUCGGGCUCGGGUGGGCGGUAUGGCUACCCGGAUAGCGAGUCAGCGCUCGAACACUGGGAGAGGGUUGCCAUUGGCGUCGGCGUCACCUUCGGCGUGCUCAUCCUCGCCGGCAUUAUCAUGGGCAUCAUCCUCUGUACCCGUUCGGGUCGCAAAAAGGGAGUCGCAAAGGAGGUUGACGAGGAGGGCCUGGAAGACGAGGCCCCGCCAGCCCCGCCGGCCGCGUCGACGAACCCGCAAAUGUCCCAGAACACCAGGGGCUCGGUUAUUCUGCCGCCAGGACCUCUACCGUCCAUCCAGGAGGGGGCUGAACCACACGCACAGACACAAACACCGGCGCCCCAACUCCCAGCCCUAGGGACGCAGCUCGCCCGGCCGAUCACGCCUCCUGAGCCCACGGCAUCCGUGAACUCAAACCGCCCAUCAGUGGCUGUGUCUGCCCUUUCGCAAGAACAGGAGACGCAGGCACUUGGCUCGGCGCCAGAGUCUAGCGCUGCGGCACCGGCAUCGCCGAAGGGCAAGGGGAAGGCUUUGGACCGGGACGAAAACUGAUCUGAAUGUCACCAUGUACUAGUCGUAAUUCUAAUGGAGAUACCCUUUUGUAUAUGCUGCUACUGCCGCUUUA
Messenger RNA from Chaetomium fimeti, 2211 nucleotides. RefSeq names its product aspartic peptidase domain-containing protein. NCBI's taxonomy places the organism in Eukaryota, Fungi, Ascomycota, Sordariomycetes, Sordariales, Chaetomiaceae. The record is from RefSeq and is a predicted model, not a curated record. Gene Ontology annotation, molecular function: aspartic-type endopeptidase activity. The transcript has a single exon. The coding region runs from base 144 to 2138 and encodes 664 amino acids. Gene Ontology annotation, biological process: proteolysis. Gene Ontology annotation, cellular component: fungal-type vacuole.